Messenger RNA from Fusarium coffeatum, 894 nucleotides. RefSeq lists its product as uncharacterized. Gene Ontology annotation, biological process: phosphate ion transmembrane transport; oxaloacetate transport; succinate transmembrane transport. The transcript has 7 exons. Bases 1 to 894 code for a protein of 297 amino acids. Lineage: Eukaryota; Fungi; Ascomycota; Sordariomycetes; Hypocreales; Nectriaceae. Gene Ontology annotation, molecular function: thiosulfate transmembrane transporter activity; malate transmembrane transporter activity; succinate transmembrane transporter activity. The record is from RefSeq and is a predicted model, not a curated record.
AUGGGUUCUGACAAGAAAAUCAAGGAGCCUUUUUGGCUAGGCGGUGCUGCAGCCUGUAUGGCUGUUUGCUUCACACAUCCUCUGGAUCAAACAAAAUAUCGGAUGCAGGUCCUAAAGUCAAAUAGUUCUAUGCUUAGUGUCUUGUACCGAUUCGCUGCACGAGAUGGCAUCCCAUCUCUAUGGACUGGUCUAUCAGCAUCCAUCCUCCGUCAAGGAACAUACUCAACCGCCCGUUUUGGCUUCCAUACAUACUUCUCUGAUAAAGUCAGAAGCCACACAGGCAAACCGCUAUCGGUAACACAAAACAUCGCCUGUGCAGGUGUUGCAGGUGGUGUUGCUGGUCUAGUUGGUAAUCCAGCUGAAGUUGUCCUUGUUCGCAUGUGUGCGGAUGGUGCGAAAGCUCCGGCUCAGCAAUUCGGAUAUAAUCAUGCUUUGGACGCUUUGGUGAGAGUUUAUAGUGAGGAGGGCAUGAUGGCGUUCUGGAAGGGUCUUGCUCCUAAUAUCGCGAGAAGUGCUUUGAUGAAUGUCUCUCAAAUUGCUACAUAUGCUUCGGCCAAACAAUAUCUUCUUGCCAACAACUUCAAAGACGACACAAAGACCCACGCCAUCUCUUCCCUAGCAGCCGGAACAAUGGCCACAACCAUCUGUGCACCAGCAGACGUCUUGAAAAGCCGCAUGCAGUCCAACGCAGGCAAAGAAGGUCUCGCUCAAGUCCUCAGCACUGGUCUUCGCGAAGAAGGUCCCCGAUUCCUCAUGAGAGGCUGGACACCCGCUUGGUUAAGACUCACACCUCACACUGUUUUGACAUUUGUAUUCAUGGAGAAAUUGCGACAGAUUACUUCUUUUGAUUGGCUAGGUGGAUUGGAGAAACAGGAACAGGAAACGCUUCGUUGA